Molecule: messenger RNA, 2294 nt
Organism: Zychaea mexicana
Lineage: Eukaryota; Fungi; Mucoromycota; Mucoromycetes; Mucorales; Lichtheimiaceae
Exons: 10
Coding region: 164-1930 (588 amino acids)
Biological process (GO): cell surface receptor signaling pathway
Cellular component (GO): membrane
Molecular function (GO): transmembrane signaling receptor activity; protein binding
Source: RefSeq, a predicted model, not a curated record
ACUAAAAAGUCAUUGACCGUUUUCUUCGCAGCCGCGGUAAACUUGUCGUUGAAACCUGUGUUCCUGAGCUUUUACAGAUCAUAAAGAAACAAAAUCUAGAACAGCAAUUCUUUCACUUCUUGCUCCCUCUUGCAGUACAACGACAGCUGUAGCGACAGAAGAAAUGAGACCGACAUCAAUAUACUCCACUCUUUUACUAUUCAUAUUUGCACCAGUCGCCCGAUCACAAGGAACUGACGGACAAGCUUCUACUGCCCAAUGCGCUCCAUACCCUGGCGGUGUUUGCUCUGGCUACAUCGAUUAUGACGUGUAUCUACCAGACGGGGCUACGUUCGAACUUAUUGAAGCAGAAUUAGCACCAUUAAAUAACCUGACGGAAUGGCUCGGCGAUAUUUAUUAUCCCUGCGUCGAAGCAUAUCAUCAAUAUUCCUGUCCGCUCAGUUAUCCAAAGUGCGGGACGACUGUGCGAAACGACACUCAAAUAACGACGGUUCAGACGGGAUGUCAAUCAGCCUGUGAGCAUGCAAGAGACGCUUGUAGCGUUUUCUUUGAUAUUACAGGAAAUAUUGGAGCUUUACCCGACUGUAAUGCUAUAUCCCCUCUCACGAAUUUACCACCUCAACCUGAUAGUAAUUGCAAUGCAGUACCUGCAAAAGAUCCUCAGAAGGUUUCGCAAGGAUAUAACGUAUCAGCUGUUCCGGAAGGAUAUGUGCUCUCAGAUUGCACACCACCUUUUAUCAAGGAUCCUCUCGCAAAGGCAGGAACAACUGACACUAUAGAUCCGGUGUACUGUCGCUUCGGCUGUUGUAUUCCUUGCCCGGCUCAAAAUUACUUUUACAACGAAGGCUAUACCGAGAAAGGGUUCCUUGCGACCGACAUUUUAAGAAUCACAGCAGCUGUACUUUCACUCUUUAUUUUUGUAAGCUACCUUAUUCUACCCGACAAGAGAAGACAUCCAACGAUCAUCAUUCUGUUCGUUUCAGCAUGCAUAUUCGUGUUUAGUUCGGUUGCAUUUUUUUCUAUUGGAAAUCCCAAAAGACUUCAAUGCGCUCCCGAUGGAAUACGACAGGGUGCGCAAGAUAAUAACAUUCUAUGUGCAGUACAAGGUGCACUGCUGAUAUUCUCAUCGAUGGGUAGCACCAUGUGGUGCAGUGUGAUGAUUUUCAAUCUCCAUCUGCAUACUGUCUGGAAUAACAACUUUCUAAGGGACAAGUACAUAAUCCUCAACAUUAUCUGCUGGGGCAUACCGGCUGCCAUUAUGAGUGUUUGUCUCGGACUUCAUUUAGUCAAAUUUGAAUUUGCCAAUCUUUGCUUGGUGGAGGUGGAAUACAUUAUGAAGGCUUUCUUCUACCCGCUCGCUGCAAUCGCUUUACCAUCCUUUGUGGCACAUUUUGGUACCUUUGUUUACAUUGGCCGGGUUUCUAUGCGUAUGGGUGUAGAAGCAGACAUGUCGCAGUCGUUAUCCAAUUCAGCAGGCGGGAACUCAACAACCGCAUCACAACAAACGAAACCGCGUAUCCGAAGACAUCGUCAUGUCGUUGCAGCAGUCAAGAUCCAAUGGCGAGCUUUGCUUCUUGCUACAGUAAUGGUUGUGGCAGUUGUAUUUUAUUGGCUCUUUUACAUGAUACAGAUCAGCAAAAUGAUGGAGUUAAAGCACAAUCCGAAAGCGAUAUUCGAUUGGAUAGGAUGUAUGAUGACUCCGGGAAAUCAUCAGAACGAUUGUACUUAUCACUUGGAAGGAUACUUACCGCCGUACGCAUUGAUGAUAACAGCCGAGACACUUGUCAGUAUCAUUGGCAUUUCCUUGUUCUUUAACUUCACUAAGCGUUCGUUGCUACGGGAAUGGAACGAUUGGAUCUAUGAUGUUCGUCUAUCCUUUGGCAAGCGGGGGCGAGUUGAGAAGAACGGUGACCAAUUCUUUGCUUUGUAACAUAUUUUUAUGCUUUCCAACUAUUAUCGUAUACAAUUUAUAAUUUAUUCUUCAUUUAGUAUGUUUCCCUCAAUAUUUUACCACUGCUACUCGUGUAACACAAUCCCAAACGACCACUAGCUCCAAUCACUUAAUAAAAGAACAAACAUAUUUUUCUCUCUUUUGUUUUGGUUCCAACAAGUAGUUGAGGUGGUAAGUAGUUUUAUUCUUGAAUCAAUGAUAACAAAAAUGGUGUUGGAUUUAUUCCUCAUCCUCUUCGUCAUCACCACCUUCAGCGGCCUUUGCUCUCUUUCUCUUAACGCGACCAGCGCGACCACCACCGUAGGGGGAGGUCAAGGCGAAGUCGAUGUGCUUUUGCGAGUCC